Messenger RNA from Ceratosolen solmsi marchali, 871 nucleotides. RefSeq lists its product as uncharacterized. The record is from RefSeq and is a predicted model, not a curated record. The transcript has 3 exons. NCBI's taxonomy places the organism in Eukaryota, Metazoa, Arthropoda, Insecta, Hymenoptera, Agaonidae. Bases 167 to 724 code for a protein of 185 amino acids.
AUUAGGGAUGAGGGAAUAUCGAUGUUCGCGCAUCGGUGGUGGCGCAGUCAAGCCCUCGAGUCUGCGCAAAGUAACCUGAUGAACGAGCUCGGACGCUACAGUGGCUACCAAGGAACCUCGACCGCUGGGGAUUAGAGCUCACGAGCUCCGGGUAAUUGAGAUUAGGAUGGCCGACGAGGCCUCGGCACCGCUCUCCAAGGGCUAUCUGCAUGCGUGUCAGAGGGCCGAACUGCUGGGACUGCAGACACCCUCAGAGGCCGAAUGGCUGGCCAGCGAGGAGUGCCAGAGGGAAGCCGUCGAGACUGAGGCGCACGAAGACGCCGUUGCUCAGGAAUUAAGUGAAAAUGAUGAAAAUAUGAGACACAUUUCCGGAGGAUUAGAUGAAUUAAAUACUAUCUUAAGUGCAACACAGAAGAAAAUCAAUAAAUUCAAGACGGUUUGCGGCAGCUUGGGCACAUUGCUGAAGGCGCGCGUCCAAUCGCAGUCCGGUUCGAGGUCCGACCAGUCGACGGCAUCCGAGCAGCAGCAGGAGGAGGCGCAGGUCGAGUCAGAGACCGAGCGGGAGUGCGAGGAUAAGCCGUACCCAGUUAUGGCCAGGAAGCCCGAUCUCAAUGCCAAGGUCGAGUCGCACCUCGAUAAGCUCGACUCGCUCAUGAAGAAGGCGGAGAACGCUCAGUAUAGCAUGAAGCACCAGACCUCGCAGAUGAAGCAGUUCUUCAAGUGAGGGAGCGGAAGCCAGGGCGGAUGUGGUUAAGGUCCGCGGUGAAUCUCGGAUCUUAAUGCACUUGAUUAUAAAGAUUGAUUGGCAGUUUGUGGCAGCUCCUUUAAAAGGAGACGCGCGAUUGCUCGCUUUUUAUAUUUUUGGUCGAGU